AUGAAUAAGACCGAAUAUAUAUUUUCAGUAUUAUAUUAUGUUUCAAUACUAUCAGUGAUCGUUAUUGUUGAUGCUAGGGGUCGUGGAGGUAGAGUCUUCGAUAAGAACUAUGUUGUUACAUGGGGAAAUAUCUUGAAAUUCAACCAAGGCAGAGAAGUUCAGCUCCUCAUGGAUAAAGCUUCAGGUUCUGCUUUUGAGUCUAAACAUAAUUACGGAUCAGGAUUCUUUCAAAUGAGAAUCAAACUGCCUUUAAGAGAUUCCGCUGGAGUUGUUACAGCUUUUUACUUGACUUCGAAGGGAAACGCACACGACGAGCUGGACUUUGAGUUCUUGGGGAAUAGAGGAGGAAAACCAAUAGCAAUUCAAACAAACGUGUUUACUAAUGGUCAAGGAAAUAGAGAACAAAAGUUUGUUCUUUGGUUCGAUCCAACCACAAAUUUCCACACUUAUGGGAUUCUCUGGAAUCCGUAUCAUAUUGUGUUUUAUGUGGACAAAGUCCCAAUAAGGAUAUUUAAGAAUAAGAAAAGAUUUGGUGUAGGCUAUCCAUCAAAGCCGAUGAAAGUUGUGGCUAGUCUAUGGAACGGAGAGGACUGGGCGACAGACGGUGGUAAGGCCAAGAUUAAUUGGUCUUACGCUCCUUUUAAAGCCAACUUCCAAAGGUUUUUCGAUUCUGGUUGUCAUAUGGAUGGUCAGAAACAGAGCGGAAAAUUUUGUGGUUCAGCAAUAUACUGGUGGAAUAGGAGGAUUUAUAGUAGGUUAACUGAAAAUGAAGAGAAGGCAUUCAAGCAUGUGAGAACGAAGUACAUGAACUACGAUUAUUGUUCUGAUCGCCCUAGAUUUCCUGUUCCUCCUAUUGAAUGUAGAUGGAAUCAGUGA
Molecule: messenger RNA, 876 nt
Organism: Eutrema salsugineum
Lineage: Eukaryota; Viridiplantae; Streptophyta; Magnoliopsida; Brassicales; Brassicaceae
Product: xyloglucan endotransglucosylase/hydrolase protein 2
Exons: 4
Coding region: 1-876 (291 amino acids)
Biological process (GO): cell wall biogenesis; xyloglucan metabolic process
Cellular component (GO): apoplast; cell wall
Molecular function (GO): hydrolase activity, hydrolyzing O-glycosyl compounds; xyloglucan:xyloglucosyl transferase activity
Source: RefSeq, a predicted model, not a curated record